CAGUUUUUUUUUUUUUAGACAAUUAAGAAGCUUCUGACAAAUUUUGAAAAGGAGGAAGAUUUUAGUGGGCGGUUCCGGGGAAUAAGCGACAGCGCGAUGUUCUUCCUAGGUUUCACUCUAUCACUUCUCAUCACACUGUAGUUUCACUGAGCAAACUGCUGUCUGCAUUUCGGGAGCAAUGAAGGCACAUGGCAAACUGUUCACAAACACGGCGCUGCUGGAGACUACCAGGAUGAUCCUGCUUCUUUUCUUUCUUAUUACGGGCACUUGCACCGUGACACCCAAGAUGAUCUAUGUCAAAGUUGGGGAGCUGGUGACAUUGCGUUGCAGAGAGAGUGAGCAGGAUGGUACUUUGAUGCUCUGGAAAAAGGAGACUGACCAGAAGAUGCACCUGUACAGCAACAUGUCGGCAUCUGAGCAGCAGAAGCUGGGUUUGGUUGUUUAUCAGAACAGCCUUGUCAUUCUCAGUGCGUCAGUAAACCAUCAGGGGAAUUACUCAUGUGGUCCUCUCAGCAAUACCAGCAGCCAGAUGUUUUACAGACUUAUAGUGUGCUCAAAAGAGUCCAAAGAGUGUAACAUCAGGAAGAGGUACGAUCAGACAUGUUACACAAACGAAGCCUGCAUACUGUCUUGUCCUGACGAACAAUUCCUUCCUGCUGGAGUCCCCGGCAUAACGAGCAAUGAAACCAAAUGGCACAAGGAGAAUGGUGAGCCAUCAGAACCUUAUUUCCCAAGUGUUGAAUUAGAGGCAAGUGGAGUCUACAUCUGCACCCGGUCUUACUUGUAUUCUGGUGGAAUAUAUAAUAUUUCCUUAACAAGGGUACUUGAUGUCCAAACAGGAGAGCUUCAGUCAAACGUAAGAAUCUAUUCACCUAAGAAUGGUCAAAUUUUUGAAGUAGAACUUGGCACAAGAGUGACGAUUGAUUGCAAAGCAAACAUAGAUUCCUGCCAAAAUGGCCUGUUUUGGAUACAUGGCACGGAUUUUGUGGAUAGCGGAGACUAUGAGACAGAUUCAUGCAAUGAGAGUGCAGUGAUGCCACAAUGGAGGACAACAACUUUAAUUUUCAAAGAAAUAUCACAGGCAAAUCUGUCCACAAAUUUUACCUGUAAACUUGAAAGUAACAAAAAAAAUCCAUCUAUUGUCAACAUCAUCCUCUUUAAAAAAGCUCAACCUUCAUACAGGAUGGUAACUAUUUGCACUGUCUGCAUUGUGGUGUUGAUGGUGGUGACUGUUGUUAUUUAUGUGAAGUUUAAAAUCGAUGUCACCCUUUUCCUACGAGACAAAGUUGGUUUUAAACUUUGCCAAAGCAACACCUCGGAUGGAAAAAGCUUUGAUGCAUUUUUGAUGUGUUACAAAAGCUACACUGAUGGAGGACUGAGUGAAGCAGACAGAAAAUGUCUGGCGACUACUUUGGAAGAUCAGUUUGGUUACAGCCUCUGUCUUUAUGAUCGAGAUGUAUUACCUGGUCAAGCUAUAGCUGAGGUCGUGUUAGACUGCAUAGAGCAGAGCCGGGCUGUGGUUUUGGUUCCCAGCUUUCCAGAUCCCAAAACAGGAAGCGGAGUACUAAGUGCCAUCCAUGCUUCUCUUGUGGAGCAGAAGACUCGCCUGAUUUUCAUAAACACGGAGCAGACGGAGGCGUCGAGAUCAGGCUCAUUUCCAGAGGCCUUGCAGCUUCUCAGUUAUUCCGGAAAAAGUGUCACCUGGAAGGGAGGGCCACCCUCCUCCUGCUUCUGGAAGCAGCUACGCUAUCACCUACCGGCCCCACAGCAAGCACCAAAAAUGCAACUUUUACCACAAGGAUGUUAGGGUGAUACCUGAUGUCUAAUUAGUUCAAACAUAUGAAAGACGAACACCUGGUAUUUUAUUUAUACAUUAACAAAAUAAUGCAGAAAUCAAUUUUAUACAUGUUAUUUUUAUAUUUAAAUUCCCAUGUUCAUAUAUGACCCCGGAUUUCAUACCAGUGAAAGCCAAACAUAAUUAGUAUUUAAAAAGUUUGGACCUACCAGUGACCCAGCUUCUCUACUUCAGUGAGGGCCCAUGACUGUUACUAUUUGAAUGAUGGGACCACAGCUGCCUUAUACCAGCGACCUCAAGGAUUAAUAUUAUCAUUUUUCUUCUAGCACAGGAUGAAUUCCUUACCAUUAUGAGGGCUUAAUGAGGUAAUUACCUCUAUUAGAAAGAUUGGAUUAGAACCAGCUCUUACCAGUAAACUCCCAAAGAUUAUUAAUGUCAUUUGAUUUGUUUUUCUGUGUUUGAUUUUCUGUAUCAUUGUAAUGUUUUUCCUCUUGUGCAGCGCUUUGAGUGCCUUGUUGCUGAAAAGCGCUAUAUAAAUAAACUUGACUUGGACUCUACAGAGCACCUCAAUGCAAUAAGCUCCUAUUAGCUGUGAAUACCUGGUAUGUAAAAAUGUUACAAUAAUUUAUCAUGUUUUUGUAUCAGUACUAUUUGAUUACUUGAAGUUGUCGAAAUAAUGUGUAAAAUGAACAGCCAAAUGUGAAAUAAUCUAAGUUUUUUUUAUUGUAUCUUUACAUUUUUGUUUCCAUUUAUAAACUGCAUUUUGCUGCAGUCUGUUUGUAUUGUCAUCAGCCACUGUUUCUGUUGCUGCCUUUGCUGCAUCAUUAAAUACCUCCUUGGGCUGUUUUCAGCUA
This is a messenger RNA of Girardinichthys multiradiatus, 2649 nucleotides long. Its product is annotated as interleukin-1 receptor type 1-like. The record is from RefSeq and is a predicted model, not a curated record. The coding region runs from base 179 to 1807 and encodes 542 amino acids. Gene Ontology annotation, biological process: signal transduction. Lineage: Eukaryota; Metazoa; Chordata; Actinopteri; Cyprinodontiformes; Goodeidae. Gene Ontology annotation, molecular function: interleukin-1 receptor activity. The transcript is spliced from 10 exons.